AAAAAAACACAUUUCGCUAUUUUUUAACAACAUGGCAGCCAACGGAGGUUUUGUGCUGUCAAAGUCUGCAAUAUUUACUUUUUGUGUUGGAAUAGUCUUUGGUUUUGCAUUUACAUAUUUCUUUGCCUUCUCAUCUGUAAAUAAUUCUCAGUUACCGGCUGUAACAAACCGGUUUACAUCAUCGGGAAGUGGAUUGUAUAUCCCGAUGGAUCCUCACAGUCACGGUGAACUCGAUGUGAAAGGACCAACGGAAACUGUCAAAUGGUCAGAUCAUCUUGCGCAUAGCCACAGAGAAUCUUCAGAUAUUGUUGCUAAGCAACUGUUUGAUAAAGUAAAGGUCCUGUGUUGGGUCAUGACCAAUCCAAGUAAUCAUGAUACCAAAGCCAAACAUGUAAAAGCUACCUGGGGGAAAAGAUGCAAUAUUUUAGUAUUCAUGAGUACAUCAAAAGAUAGUUCUUUACCAACUGUAAACCUUCAAGUAACUGAGGGACGGGAUAACCUCUGGGCUAAGACUAAAGCUGCAUUUAAAUAUGUUUAUGAACAUUACAUAGACGAGGCAGACUGGUUCAUGAAAGCAGAUGACGACACAUAUGUUAUAGUGGAGAAUUUGAGAUACUUCCUUCAAGACAAAGAUCCAGAUACGGGUGUUUUUUAUGGCCGCCACUUUAAACCAUAUGUGAAGAAUGGUUACAUGUCUGGGGGAGCAGGAUAUGUUCUCAGUAAAGAGGCGCUAAAGAAACUGGCAACUGUACUUGACAAUAAAGACAAAUGUCGAUCAGAUGGUGGGGGAGCAGAAGAUCUUGAGAUGGGCAAGUGUCUAGGGUCAGUAGACGUGAAACCCGGGGACUCAAGAGAUGAAUUGGAACGAGAGCGUUUCCACCCAUUUGUCCCGGAACAUCAUUUGAUACCUGGGAUCUUACCAAAGGAUAUGUGGUACUGGUCAUAUAAUUACCACCCAGCCAAAGAGGGUCCUGAUUGUUGCAGUGAUUAUGCAAUAAGUUUCCACUAUGUUCCUCCAAAUAUGAUGUAUGUAUUAGAAUACUUUGUCUAUCAUUUAAAACCUUAUGGUUAUGACACAGUCAUCAAAGAAGAGUGUAAUAAAAGUGAUGAAAUGAAAAACCAGCCUGAAGGCAAGGGAGAUCAUUCUGAGAGUACUAUACAGUCCAAGGGAGGUAAUAAUAAUGUGACAGAUGAAAAUUUGGGGAGAAAGAGAAGUAUUCAUGCUACAAUUGAAAUAGAUGAUGACGAAAUAGAUAUAGAUAAUAAGAUUGAUAGUGAUGAGGAUUUGGACAAAAAUAUAAAUGAAGAGGAUUAUGAGAAAGAGGACAUUGAUGAUGAAAUAGAUCAUAAAGGUAAAGAGAAUGUAAAUGACAACAUUUUGAAAUUAGGAAUCAAAGUUGAUACUGGUGAUAAAGACAAGCAUCUGCCUGAUCUUGAUGAAAUUAAAGCAUCCAGGCAUUCCAAAGUUGAUGUUAAUAAACCUGUGCAGAAAAAUCUUUUAAAAAUGACUUUACAAAAAGGUAGGAUUCAAAAUGAUGUAAGCUAACCUAAAGUCAUGUUUUACUUUUUAGAUGAUAACUUACAAUUUUGUAUAUUUAAAGAUGUUUGAUCAUUGAUGAAAAAGAAAUUAAUUCAAAGCAUAAUUAUAUUCUAGAUGCCAUAUAACUCAGUUUCCUGCAAAGUGAAAACUUAAAAAAAGGAAAUUCUAUAACAUUUGAACAUAGCAUAAAAGACACUUUAAAUCUCCGAAAUGAAAAGGGAAUACCGUUACAAUGUAUUGAUAAUGGAUUAAGUGAAUUUUAGCUGAUUAUGAUAUGAAGGAAUCAGCUCUGAAAGUGAAUUAAUUUGUUACAAAUGUAGCUAAACAUUUUAGUGGGAUAUUUUCUUCCAUACAAAAAACUAAUUUACUGUAUCUGUAUUGAAAUGGUCAAAGUUGUCAAAAAAGCAAAAGAUGUAUCAGUUAUAUGGAAAAUGAUUAUAGUUUUUGUUUUUGAAAUUGUAACAUAACACCAUAAAUAUAAAACUUUUCAGGUAUAGAAAUAAUGUCAUUUUAGGGUUCAGUGGGCCGUCAAAAAUAAUUUAUGGGCCUUCAGAAUUGAGAAAUAGUGGUUUGUUUGAGGGGAGUGGGUGGGGUAAUGGGCUUUAAAAAAAUAACAGCAGUUUUUGUGGCUAAAUGGUCUUUCAGAAAUAAUGACCAUUUUAUGGCUUUAUUGUUUUCAGAAAUAUAUGCAUUUUUAGUAAUUGAAAGGCCAUCAGAAAUAAUAGCAUUUUAAGGCUUAAUGGGCCUUUUAGGAUUGUUUUAUAUUUCAGUAUAUGAGGAGUUUUUGUUUACACUAAUGAAUGAGGCACCUCUAAUGUGUAUAUAUUUUAGUGUUUUAUAUUUGUUUUAUCAGUCCAUGAGCAUCAUUUUGAUUUCCUAUAAAAUGUAACAAACAUUUACUUAAUAAGGGCUCAAGGUGAUUUUUGAUUAAAUGAUUGUUUGAAUAAUAAGUGUGACUAGAGUUAUUUUAUUGUCAUUUCAUCAUUAAUUAUAGAUUAUGUUAAUAUUGCACUGUGUAUAUCGAGUUUUUGGCUGCAAACAUUAAUAUUGGAAGCAGCCAUUGUUUGAUUUUUUUUAUCAACCUUUUAUUAAUGAUAUGUUAUGUGUUUGUACCUUAAACUACAUACAUGUAUGAAAAUGAUUAAGAGAAAUCCAAGAUGCAUUUAUCAAAAUUUCAUUUAUGUCAAGACAAUGUUGGUCAUUUAACAAUGUGUUGUAAUCAGUCAAGAGAAUUCUUCUUGUUUUUAUGUGGCUUUUUUUUUUGUUUUGUUUUUUUUGUAAGCUUUAAUAAGGUAUUCUCAAAGAUGUAUAAAUGUUUGUACUAUAACAGCAUGGAGCAGAUGUUAAUAUGCCUAUCUCAACAAUAUAAAAAUGGCAAUUUCUUUGUGAUAAGUAUCUAAUUAAGAACAAGUACACACCAGUAUGAGCCUCCAUGCAUUGAAGUUAUCAACAGAAAGCUCCAAUACAUUGUACAAACAGAAACCAGAGACUUUCCUAAGUUCAAUGUCUGGAGCUUAAUAGAAACACUAGAAUGCUGUUUCUAGUUAGCAGUGAUUUUAUAUUCCCAUUUACUGGUUUCCAUGGCUAAGUGGUUAAAGCUGCUUACUCCAAAUCACUUGCCCCUUACCACUCUGGGUGUGACUUCUGCCACAAAUUUUGAGUUCCUUCACAUCAGUGGUUCUACUGUAGUGCCUUCUGAUACAUACAAUGUGAAAUACUUCUAUACUACCAUGUGAUGAAACAAGACUGAAAUGUGUUGUUAUUUCAUAUCACACUUUUGUAAAUUUAAGAAAAAAAAACAAAAAUAACACAUUACUUUUCAUCAGCUAGGUUUAGAAAAUAAAUUUCUUUAACUAGUCAUGUUUCUUCGUAAAGUGUCACCUUAACCAAAUAUAAAGAAAAUUACUUAUGCAUGUUAUUUUCACUAGUCAAUAAACAGUUUACCUGGUUCUAAAAAACUUUGUAAUUGUAGUCAGUUAUUUACAUGUACAUAUCGAUAAAAAGGUUUGUUGUACCUCAGCCAAGUGAUGUUCAGAAUUAUGUGUAAAGGCAUUUAAUAGUUUAACAAUUGAGAAGAUUGGCCAUUCCACGUAUGGUUGGCUCCCAUAAGUUACUGAAGUAGUUUACAUAAAAAAAUUCAAAAGUUAUAAGAAUUUUUUUUAAAAAAAAAACCUACGAAAUAGUUGAAAAGUUCAUUCUUAGUUAGCUGUUUGUUUGCAGUUUUUGAAAGUUCAUAUGUUUAAUUACAAAUUAUUUCUGAUUGAUUUUUUUUAGAUAUCUGAAUAUUGUGAUUAGUUGAAGUAAUGAUAUUGAAAGAUUAGUCUAAAACAGAAUAUAAAUCUAUGCUAUUUUUUUUGUUUGUUUUUUUUUCUCAGAAAUAUGAUGUUUAGUCGUUGAAUGCAUUUAUUGGUGAAGUCUCUGUGGCUAAGUUGACUUUGAAACACUUGCCUGUAACCACUGUGUGUUCACUUUCAGCACAGGACCUUAGAUUGUGACAUAUGAGAAAGCUAUCUAGCUAGCUGUAGAAGUCUGAUUGUAUUUCUCAGGUCCCCUCUUGUUCCUGGUUCCUGAAAUAUUUAAUUUUACCGACAUUUGAGGUGUUCCACCACUGUUUAACCUUGAAAUUCAUCAUAUGACUACUUUAAAAAGUUUGGUAUAAUAUAAAACCAUCCAAAAGUAGAAUUAAUUUUUAUAUUCUUCUUAUAUUCUGUCAUUAUGAACUUUAAAUGUCUUACUAUUUUUGUGUAUGAAAGUCAUUAGUUGUUCCAUAUCUAAAAUCAGUAUCAUAAUGUGUGGUGCUAUUCUUAAUCAAAGUGCAAUUUAUGCAAUUUUAUGUGAAGUGUUGUUCUUGUAAUUAUUUAUUAGAGUUUGUUGUGUAUGAUUAAUUAUAUAGCAAUAUAACUUUACAUUAAUAAGGCCAAAUUGAUGUUUGUUUGAUAUGUAAGCAGUGCAUUUAGUUGGGGAAUUUGUUGAUUUGAUUUGUUUUUUUUAAUUUGAUUACAUUUUAUUCAGGUUUAAAACAUGCUAUGAUACAAUUUAAGAAUUUCAUAAAAUGAAUGAAAUGGCAUAUUAUCUGUUAAGUUAUGUGAUUUCUGCUGAACAAACCAAAGGUUCCCAAAUGCUUCCAUAAAACCUAGAACAAUUUGACAAAAAGUUUAAGAAGCAAACAUAAAAAGUAACUACAUGUAUUUACUCUCAAAUUUAGUUUGAAAAGGAGCAUAUAAUCAUUGAUAUCAUAUAUAUAUACAUGUAAUACACCCCUGAUGAAGGCAUAAUACGCCAAAAGUACUUGGGUAUUUAUACUUUAGCACUGUAUGAACGUUUAUUUUCUCCAAAUUUAUUGUUAUUUUUGCCACGUUCUUGUAUCCUUCUUGGGAUCCAGUGUUUUUGAAAGGUAUUUUGUAGAUGCAAAUAUUUUUCAAAAACCUAUAUAUAUACAUUUGUAUAUACAUUUAUUACAAUGUACAUUGUAUGGUUUAGAUGAGAAGUUUUGUUCACAUUAAGGAGAAUUGUUUUCAUUGUGAUUUUGGUAUUUAUCUACUACACAAACUUUUCUGUUUCCAACGUUUCGAGGGGUUAAACCCCUCUUUGUCAAGGACUUUCUGUUUAUUCUUUAUAAAUCACAUAUUUAUCUUCAUUGUGAUUUUGGUAUUAUUUUAAAUGCAAUACCAGGUUAAUUGAUAUGUUUGAGAAUUCAAAACCCCUUUAAACAGGAAUAUGAAACAUUUGUAAAAUAACACACAAUUUCUCUUAUAAUGAUAAUAUAUUUCAUCAGAUAGCUAUAGACAAAUUCUUUCAAUAAUGAUGACAUGAAUAUAUAUUUUGUUAGUCUAAGUGAUAGUAUGAAAGUUUAGUAUGAAAGUUUUUGUCAGUUGAUAUAUGAAUUUAAAGUGGCAUGCCUCCAUAUGCAUGUAAUAAAUGUUAAAAUCAAACUUAUGACCUGAGACAUUUCAAUAUUCAAUGACGUUUUGUUGUUUAUCAAAUUCAGAAGUAAACCCUACAGAUUCUUCAGUAUGGCAGAAUGGUUUAACUUGAAAAAAGUAACAUAACACUUGUCUUUAUAGCCUCAGUGAAAACACUAUCAGUUUCAAAAUGAAGUUUGUAGUUUCUAUACCUGAUGCAAUAUCAUUCUUUUUCUGUUUAUUCUUUUAUUGUUAUAUUUUAGUCAUAUUUUGCCAAACUUUGCAACUAUGUUUUUAUACAUGUGAAUAACUGAUAAAAACGACUUAACAUAUUAAAAUUACUAAACAUAUUUAUCGAAAUUAAGUUAUUUCAAAAUAAAUAAUAAACACACGGAAGUCAAACAAAUGUUUUUGAUUUGUUCAUGCUGCAUAAUAUUAUCACUAAACUGUUCAAUUAAAAAAUAAUCAAAGAAAUCUAAAAUACGAUUUGUUGAAGACAUGUAACUACAUGACUACAGUUUUGUUGUAAUUACCACUUGGCCAUCGGGGUGUAAUUAUUGAUUUAAUUAUGGAAAUCUAUAUCAUUGCAUUCAGGAAACCGAAAAGUCUUCGGUCAUUUAAUCAGUCUCAGGUCAAUAUUGCUAGAAAAUGAAAUGCAUUACUAAAUAGUUCGGUAAAAUCAUUUUUAAUUGUACAAUAUUUCACGGGAAAGUAUAAAUAUUUUAGUUUUCAUAGAGAAUUAAAAAAAGUUGGAGGCAUGCUGCUUUAAUGUUUAAAAUGCUUUGUAUUUUUUUCUUCAAUUUUGAAUAUAUUUAGACAAAGGUUAAUGGUUUGUUAAUUAUGUGUUUUUAGAUGAUAAGGUACAAGGAUUGCUUGCUUGUUAAUUAUAUACUAGUAGAUUGUUAUGUUUAUAUUUAACUGAUCCCAAUUAGUCUUAGUGGUAAUAGUUGCCUCUAUAAAAUUAUUGCCAACACAAAGUUCAACUUGUAGACUUAUUUUACAACAAUGAUUUUACUUCCCACCAAUAUGUUGUUUUUUGUUGUUUUUAUAAACAACUGUCUUUGAUAGUAAGAUAAUUUUUCUUGCCAUUUUGUGUUGAAUUUUCAUUUAACUUACCCUUAAAAUUAAUUGAUAAUGGACAGUUCCAAUAAUGGAAGCAGGACAUGUCCAUUUUAGAAAUUAAGGGUCAUAUUGGGCUGUCAUACAAGACUUGCAAUUUUGUUGAUUGUUAACAUUCAGCAAAGGUACUUUAUUGUUUAAAAGAAUAGAAAAUACACAUGUACAUGAAACUAAAACUAUCUUCAUGGUAAUGAUUUUGUACUGUUGAGUUAAUUCAAUAAUUGUUUACUAUUAUAGCAAAAGAAUGAAAUAUGUACAUGAUGUACCCCAAUGAAUGUGGAGCUUAAUAACUUACAUGCCAAAGUUGUGUUUUUUACGGUUCAUUUGUUAUAUUUAUCAGUAGUGCCAGUUGUGUUUAUUUUUCUAUGAUUUUGUUAAUUAUGUUAUUAAAUGAUUAUUAUUUUUGUUAUAUGAAAUGUUGAUUUUAGAAUUAUUAUUCCAAUGCAAUAAUUAAACUAAUGAAAAUAAAUAAGAAAAUAAUUUA
Ruditapes philippinarum (Manila clam) is the source of this 7045-nucleotide messenger RNA. RefSeq names its product glycoprotein-N-acetylgalactosamine 3-beta-galactosyltransferase 1-like. Gene Ontology annotation, molecular function: N-acetylgalactosaminide beta-1,3-galactosyltransferase activity. The transcript has 6 exons. Gene Ontology annotation, cellular component: membrane. NCBI's taxonomy places the organism in Eukaryota, Metazoa, Mollusca, Bivalvia, Venerida, Veneridae. The coding region runs from base 32 to 1546 and encodes 504 amino acids. The record is from RefSeq and is a predicted model, not a curated record.